AUGGCGUUUCUCCGUUUCUCUCUCUUCUUUUCUUCCAUUCUCUUAUCCACUCUCUACGUGAAAUGCGACAACGAUGAGGAAGACGUGCUUUUUCAGGGAGUCAACAAGUACCGUGCAUCAUUAAACUUGACUUCUCUAACAAAGAAUGACAAUGCUAAUUGUUUUGCGGAAGAAUUUGCUGACCAGUUCAAGAGUCAACCUUGUACAAAUACCACAGGUGCCAAUACAGUGCCAGGUACUGAACCUAAUUUCUCCAACUAUCCAGACCUUUUAACUAAAUGCCACUUAAAUAUUUCUGACACAAGGGAUGGAUCUAUAAUGCCUGCUUGUGUUCCUGGCCUUGUUCCGAGCAUUGUACUUUCUAAUUUCACACAAUCUCUCUACUCACAAAGUCUCAAUGACUCAAAGUAUACUGGAAUUGGUAUCGGUUCAGAAGAUAAUUGGAUCGUUAUUGUACUGACCACAAACACUCCUGGUGGAACCUUUGCUCCUGAGACUUCUAAUGGUGCCAAUUUUAUCAGCAAAAUUGGACUGGUUUUCUCUUCAAUCCUCUUAUUAGCUGUUAGUAUUAUCCUGUUUUGA
This is a messenger RNA of Vicia faba (fava bean), 582 nucleotides long. NCBI's taxonomy places the organism in Eukaryota, Viridiplantae, Streptophyta, Magnoliopsida, Fabales, Fabaceae. The record is from the annotation of a GenBank genome assembly.